This is a messenger RNA of Miscanthus lutarioriparius, 189 nucleotides long. NCBI's taxonomy places the organism in Eukaryota, Viridiplantae, Streptophyta, Magnoliopsida, Poales, Poaceae. The record is from the annotation of a GenBank genome assembly.
AUGGUGGAGGGCGAGGACGGGAGCAUCGUGCGUGUCUACGGCUCCGACAGCUGCCCCAUCGGGUGGUGCAUCCACGUCUCCCUCUUCUACAAGGCUGCGACGCCCUUCCACUUCAUGCCCCGCCCCCAUGAGCCGACUCCCCCUAGUCACUUCGUGCUUCGCCUCUCCGUUGUCAGCGUGGAGGUCUAA